This is a messenger RNA of Scomber japonicus (chub mackerel), 1833 nucleotides long. Its product is annotated as RNA polymerase II elongation factor ELL-like. NCBI's taxonomy places the organism in Eukaryota, Metazoa, Chordata, Actinopteri, Scombriformes, Scombridae. The record is from RefSeq and is a predicted model, not a curated record. The transcript has 12 exons. The coding region runs from base 1 to 1833 and encodes 610 amino acids. Gene Ontology annotation, biological process: positive regulation of transcription elongation by RNA polymerase II; transcription elongation by RNA polymerase II; snRNA transcription by RNA polymerase II. Gene Ontology annotation, cellular component: transcription elongation factor complex. Gene Ontology annotation, molecular function: cis-regulatory region sequence-specific DNA binding.
AUGGCUUCGCUCAAGCAGGAGCACCACUAUGGGCUCUCCUGUGGAAAAAACAACAAAAACAGCCCCAACAGGACGCUGUACCAUGUCAAGCUCACGGACACGGCUAUCAGAGCGCUGGAGGCUUACCAAAACAUCAAGGGAUCUUUACCAAGUGAACCAUCGAUUUGUUUCAAAGGAAACCAAGGGUACAUCAAAAUCCCUGCUCCAACAUCAGAGUCACCAACUGCUCUUCGCAUCUUCUCCUUCUACUUAUCCAGUGACAGCAAAGACCAGCCUCAAGCCAGCUUUGACUGCAUCCAUCAAUAUGUUUCAAGUGAGGGCCACGAGCAGCUGGAAGGUCAAGGUAUCAUCCAGGACAAGAUCACAGUGUGUGCCACCGACGACUCCUAUCAGAUGACCCGUGAGAGGAUGUCUCAGGUGGAGAAGGACAGCUGGAGCCGCUCUGCCAUUGAGAUCAAACCUGGAGCUACACAUCCAAAUAAAUGCGUCCAAAAGUUCCAAAAGAGGCCAGCACCUGUGUCUGCAUCAGACAGCAGCUUCUACAAGCAUUCUUCCAACAACCGGAGGAACGGCAGUAUGGCCAUGCCGACUCAGAAGCCCCUGAGAGAGCGCAUCAUCCACCUACUGGCUCUCAAACCCUACAGGAAACCAGAGCUGCUGCUGUGGUUGGAAAGAGAAAGAGUUAGCCCCAAAGACAAGGCCGAGCUGGGUGCCAUACUGGAUGAGGUGGCAAAAGUGAAUCCCAAAGACAGCAGCUACCUGCUGAGGGAUGACUUCUACAAGCACGUGCGAAGGGAUUGGCCAGGCUACAGCGAGGAGGAGAGGCAGCUCAUCAGCAGGCUGCUAGUCAGAAAGUUGCAGCCACACAUCAGCAACCAAUCAAGGAAUCCUCAAGCAAAUUCAUCGAUAUUGAAGACCUCAGAGGAUACAACACUACAUCACAGCGCAGCCAAGAACCCUGUUGUAAAACGUCCUGUGCCUUUUGACUCGCUGGAAAGCAUAGCUGUUAAGAGACAAAGACUAGAUGAGCAGAGACUGCAACAGCAGCCCGCUGUAAACGGACUCUUAAACAAUAAAGGAGGUCACGACAAUUCAACACCUACCCUCAACCCCAGUUUCCACACAAAGACUGAGUUUCAAAGGACAAGUAACCACACAGGGAACCAAAAUGGUUUACCAAGGGGCCAUAAUGACUUUCCUCUAAUGCACAAACUGUCUAGCACAUCUGACAUGCCUGUGUCAGAGACCAGGGAGCAAGAACCCAAAGUAAGCAACCACCAGCCACCGCAGGGUGAGUCUGACUGCGUUCACCAGCAGCUCACCAACAGCCAGCACAGAAAGAAGAAGUCUAAAAAGCACAAAGACAAGGAGCGGGAGAGAUUAAAAGACAACCAGGGCAGUGAAUGGCUAGAGACGAGUCCUGAUCUCAAGCAGAACGUGGACAAACUUGACAAUCCUGACAUCACAAAUGAUGUGGCCUCUGAGGGGAAGCCAGAUUAUGUGCUCGCGUAUGACACCAUCACAAGUUUGGAGCAACGUCAGAGGUACCAGGAUGAUUUCUGCGCAGAGUACGAUGAGUACAAAGACCUCCACUCCAGGAUCGCCACCAUAACUCACAUGUUUGUUCAGCUAGGAUCCAAGAUCAAGAGCCUGUCCCCUGGCACUAAAGAAUACAAGAUAAUGGAAGACCAAAUAUUAGAAAAGUACAAGAAGUAUCGAAAGAAGUUUCCAGGUUAUCGGGAAGAGAAGAAACACUGCGAAUAUCUCCACGAGAAACUGUCCUACAUCAAACAGCUCAUCACAGACUAUGAUGUCUCUCAGGCUUCUUCGUAG